AUGGAUCUGUUCAAUAUCCCCCCCGAGGGGCUUGUCCUGCGACGGAAGUCCAAACACGAUACACAGAGUAAACAGAUUAAAGAACCUACGCAAGUGAUCCGGUUGGACUUGGUUGAGUCCGUGACCAAGGAUAUACUUCGGUCUCUGAAAAAUAAUGAGCAAGUUCGUUUCCGAUGUGGCAAAAGACCACAGCUACAAUUCGGCAAGAAGACGGUAACUCUGGAAAGCAACGUUGAUACGUUUCCCACCGAGAUCUACACCAAGUCCAAAGAUAAUACAACCCCUCUAUACUUCAGCGGCAGGUCAAGCCAUAGGCUUGAGGUCAAGAAAGCCGAACAGGAUACUGCAAAAGCCGACGAAGCCUUAGCUACCCUUGAGAGCACUCUCAAAUCUAUACAGGAGGAACGUGCGUCGAAUGAGACCAGCUUGAAAGAGGACCUGAAGCACGGAGCUAGAAAAGAUGCAAAGCCAUCACCCUUAUUGGGGCAGAGUUCUGCUCUGAGGAAAGAUCAUUUGUUAGGGCCCUUGAACCGAUCUACACCGGGGAGCCCUUUUCUGAGCGCCUCUUAUUCUCCGCGGUUGGGCCCUACCUCAGCUCCUUUGGCCCCUGGGAUCUCGACGAAGGAUCGGAUACGACUGGAUGCUAUCCGGAUACCACUCGUGCAUCUUCUGGCCGUUCGACCAAUGACGCCAAAAGCAAUCUGUGAUCAACUGCAUACGACCAAGGAGGACCUCGAGAAACUGCUCGACAAGGUGUCAUGGGAGGCGAAAGCAGAGGAUGGGAAAAGAGAGUUGAAGGAAAAGAGUUACCGCGAACUUGAUGUCUGGAAAUUCCGUUAUCGGUCGCAUGAGGACAGACAGGCAGCCAUUGACCAUGCCAUCCAAGCAUACGACCGGAUGAGAGUGGAGAAGAAAGAUCCUCUCUGGCAGCUCUUGCUUCCUCCAGAGGAACGGGGGAAAGGCAAGAUCCUGUCAAAGCUGAACUUUGACAAGCCGGUAUCCAGUCACGCCACCCCUAAGCCGGAGCGUUCGAACGAGGACGGCAACGAGAGUAAGAAUGAGGUGUCGGACCGAGAUCAUGCUAAGGCACGAAUAAAGAAGGAUAGAGACCCAGCCACUGUAGAGAAAAAGCGCAAGGACAAAGUUACCACCUCCAAGGGUCCGGCCAAGGGCGAUCCAAGUGGUGCUUCCAAAGGCAAGGACAAGGAGACCUCGCACCUCAAGGUCGCAAAACCAGAUGCCAAAUUCAAGUCCUCUGAACGCAUUGAGGACUCUGAUGAGGAAGCCGAAGCAGCUUCAGAAGUUGUCGCCAAGCCAAAGAAACAGGACGCAGGGACAAUGAAGUCAACUUCGGCCGUGAAGAGGAAACCCGAACACGGCCCACUCAAAUCGACCAAGUCGCCUCUAACAACCGCCUCCCCCAAAAAGGCUGCCCACAAAGCCUCACUUUCAAAUGCGUCUUCAUCCAGCGGGAGCAACAGCGCGGGUGAUAAGCCUCGGCCUGCGGUCGCAGGCGCUUCAAAGUCACUGAAACCUCAGAAUCAUCAGAAACUGGAAAGUACGGCUUCCCGCAUUUCUCCUCGCCCACGACACGACAGUUCACCGCAGAAGCCGUCACCUCUGGGUUCUUCACCUCCCACCACCUCGACCGAUGUAGACAAUUCUGGCUCUAGCAAAGCAUCCAACCAGUCUUCGGCUCCAUCAUCUCCACCCUCCAGCACUGACAUGCCUCAAACGAAACAGGGCAAUAAAUACUCCCCCGUCAUCUCAGACAAAAGUCGCAACGUGUCUCGAGGCAGGAGUCCUGGUCCGGGCCCCGUGAAGCGCAAGGCUGCUCCUACCGAUGAGGAACGUCCCGCAAAACGCCAGCAGCAGCAACAGACACCGUCUUCAAGCCAUUCAACUCCUCUGACGAACGGUACAGCUGAGCACCCAGCGCUGAAGCGCCCUGCUGUUCCAGUCCGGACCGACUCUGAACGUUCGUCUAGUCCUGAGAAACCUGGACCCAGCCGAGCCGAUGUCAUCGAGGAGGCGAGACGGUUUCAAAAGUACUAUAAACGAUACAAAGAUCUCUAUGAUAAGAUAUCCGAAACCGACGAGAAGGAACGAGAUGAUAAGGACAUGGGCGACCUGUGGAAGAUGCACAAGCGACUGAAGGAGAUGAAGGCCGAUAUCUGGGCGAAUUGGGCUAGACUUGAGAAGCUCGACACAGCCGAGCCUAAUGGCGAUGUGAGGGAAAUGCUAGCUGUUGGAUAA
Cladophialophora bantiana CBS 173.52 is the source of this 2256-nucleotide messenger RNA. RefSeq lists its product as uncharacterized. NCBI's taxonomy places the organism in Eukaryota, Fungi, Ascomycota, Eurotiomycetes, Chaetothyriales, Herpotrichiellaceae. Bases 1 to 2256 code for a protein of 751 amino acids. The record is from RefSeq and is a predicted model, not a curated record. The transcript has a single exon.